AUGAACACCACGACCAGCUCGGUCCUGGUGGGAGCUGAGACCCGGGAGGACCCUCCGGCUCAUCGAGCUCUGACCGGCUGCGUCCUGGCGCUGCUCAUCCUCUGGACGCUUUUGGGCAACUUCACGGUGUGCGCAGCCGUCUAUCGCUACCGGCACCUGCGCGUAAAAGUGACCAACAUCUUCAUCGCGUCCUUGGCUCUGUCGGACCUGCUGGUCGCGGUGCUGGUGAUGCCCUGGAAGGCUGCGGCUGAGGUGGCCGGGUUCUGGCCGUUCGGGGGCUUCUGUAAGACCUGGCUGGCCUGCGACAUCAUGUGCUCCACCGCCUCCAUCCUCCACCUGUGCGUCAUCAGCGUGGACAGAUACUGGGCCAUCUCCAGCCCCUUCCGCUACGAGAGGAGCAUGAACAAGAGAGUGGCCUCCGUCGUGAUCGGCCUGACCUGGACGGUGUCCGUGGUCCUCUCCUUCGUGCCCGUGCAGCUGGACUGGCACAGGGCGGAGGUCAGGUCGGAGGUCAGGGAGGAGGCUGCGCGUCACUGUGACUCCAGCCUGAGCCGCGCAUACGCCAUCUCCUCCUCCCUCAUCAGCUUCUACAUCCCCGUGGCCGUCAUGCUCGUCACGUACACGCGCAUCUACGGGAUCGCGCAGAUGCAGAUCCGGAUGAUCUCCUCCCUGGAGCGCGCGGCGGAACACGCACAAAGCUGCGUGGACGCACCUGAAGAGUCUCCUCACCUGUGCGAGGGAACCAGAGCCCAUUCAUACCAGGCUCGUGUCAGUGCGCAGGCGCAGACUCACCGGGAGCUCAGGGUCUCCAUCAGGAAAGAGACCAAAGUCCUGAAGACUCUGAGCAUCAUCAUGGGAGUGUUCGUGUGCUGCUGGCUGCCCUUCUUCAUCCUGAACUGCGCCCUGCCCUUCUGCCCCGGACCAGGGGCCCCGGGGGGCCCGCGUGGCCCUUACUGCGUCCACGAAAAGACAUUCGACGUGUUUGUGUGGAUCGGCUGGAGCAACUCGUCCCUCAACCCGGUCAUCUACGCGUUUAACGCAGAGUUCAGAGACGCCUUCCUGCGCCUGCUGCGCUGCCGCGGGCGGGGAGGCUGCUGGGAGGCGGUGGGAACAGUGGUGGACAGCGACAGGGCCGCGCACCUGAAGCAGGGGGGCCCGCUGCACCUGAGGCCGGGGGGGUCCUGCUCCACGAACCCCCGGGGGAGCGAGGACAGCGGCCACACCACAGUGACCGUGUGUUAUCACAGAGGGACAAACUCCGAGCAGGUGACAGACACCGAGGAAAGUAAGGACAAAGACAGACUGACGCAGAUACCCACGGAAGGGACACAGUAG
Messenger RNA from Limanda limanda (common dab), 1335 nucleotides. Its product is annotated as D(1) dopamine receptor-like. The transcript is spliced from 2 exons. Gene Ontology annotation, molecular function: G protein-coupled receptor activity. Gene Ontology annotation, cellular component: membrane. The record is from RefSeq and is a predicted model, not a curated record. Gene Ontology annotation, biological process: adenylate cyclase-activating adrenergic receptor signaling pathway. Lineage: Eukaryota; Metazoa; Chordata; Actinopteri; Pleuronectiformes; Pleuronectidae. The coding region runs from base 1 to 1335 and encodes 444 amino acids.